AUGCUUCGUCCUCUAGUCAUGAAAGACAAGCGCACGUUUACCAAUGACCGACUUGAUUUCUUAGCUAUAAUAACAACGAAUUUCAGUAGUGCAGCAGUUGUUGCCCUCAAGUCGAGCCUUAUUGUCGUUCUGGACAGUACACUACAGCUGACUGAUGAUCAAAUUCUCCGUCUGGCUGACAGCGCAGCACGUGAAUUCAAUUGUUGGUUUGGUAUCGGUACACUGCCCGAGGCAGCGCGUAUUCAACCCUCCUUUCUUGCAUCACAAGCAAAUAAAGAAUUUUCUCUCAAAUUGCCUAACCUCACACCAUCGGGACACAUCUUGAUUGAUCUAGAGGACUCGUCUUGUCUAAUUGAGCUUAAGAAAGAGCCUGCCAUCAAACUCAAGCUACAAGACGACGAAAAAUCUCAUCAUCAGCAGUAUCAACAUUACCCGAUACCUCCAUCAAUGGUGGCUAAUACGCAAAUGAAUUCGAAUCAACAAAAUCACUCGAUUUCCUCGUGUUUUGUUCCCCCUCCCCAACAUCAAAUUUUGGCAAGUAAUAGUUGUCAGGGUCAACAUCCAUUUUCAUCGAAUAUACCUUAUACGAUGUCCAAUAAUCAAAUAUAUGGUCAAUCGUUGCAAUUUAUAAAUAAUCAACAAUCUUGGUCGGGUCAAAAUCCACAGGAAGUAUCACAGCAGCGGAGCUUGCCUGGUGAAUCUCUAGCCUGUCCUCAAGUGACAACCUCGCCUUCAAGGAAUAUGGAUUAUUAUGAUGGCUUCAUCGAAGUCAAUCAUAAAAAAAAGAAAACAAAGAUGGUACACAAUGAGAAUCUUCAAAAUCAUAUUGUUAAUGGUAUCAGUCAACAAGCACGUCGUUUUGCAGAAACCAGAUACCCCUUCCCACCGUUUAUCAUUCGCUUUUCUCAAGAUGUGACUGAAAGUAUAAUAAUAUCUGAUCUAAAAAAUCACUUCAGAAAUCAACACGAUGUGACGAUUGCUCUCAUCGGUCAUCGCCUCAAGGAAAGGCGUGAUCUAUUACUAUUCGUCGAGAAUCGAGAAUCCUUCCUAUUGUUACUUGACGAAAAUAAUUGGCCGAUAACAAUUAGUACAUUAAAAUACGGAAAACAUUUUCCAAAAUAUCUACCACCAUAG
Messenger RNA from Didymodactylos carnosus, 1134 nucleotides. Lineage: Eukaryota; Metazoa; Rotifera; Eurotatoria; Philodinida; Philodinidae. The record is from the annotation of a GenBank genome assembly.